Messenger RNA from Protopolystoma xenopodis, 312 nucleotides. The record is from the annotation of a GenBank genome assembly. Lineage: Eukaryota; Metazoa; Platyhelminthes; Monogenea; Polystomatidea; Polystomatidae.
AUGCCUUCAAUGCUACUCCAGUGCAGGCCUCAAAUGGGACGUCGACACGUCAGAGUUAUCGUGAAAUUCCAAACGGAGCACACUACUAGAAUCCAGAAUGAGCAAGUUUUCGCAUCAAGUUUAGAGUAUCGAAGAAACAGUUGCUCGCCUUGCGUGCAUGACGCGUCGUGUCGCUUAUCCGGACAGGAUUCACCAAUGACCCUGGCACGUGAUGGUGUCCUGGUGACUGUAGAUCCAAGACAGAGAUCCUGUCAGCCCGUCAUGCCCAUUGCCGCACCCACAAGGGCUCAGUCAGAAAGCAGGCUGAUCUGA